UGCUUGAACGGCAUAUAAAGCGAGCGGAGACGCCAAGCAUAGUGCGAGAACCAGCAGCUCGAGCUCGUCUUGCGAACUGGCUUAGGAGUUUACACAUCACACACUUUCUAGCACACAUACAUAUAUAUACACACACGCACACACUCUUCGAGUUGAAAUUUUAUUUUAAGAAUUAAAUCAAUCGAAAUUUACAUUCUUCGGGGGGUGUGGUCGGUUAGUUACUUUUUGGUUCGUAUAAUACUUUUUAUUUUUAACUCGGCGGGAGGCGCUGAACUGCGUCCUGUCAAUUUGGAUUUUUUUUUUAAUUUGUCGUAUUCUUUUGAAAAAGAGUAUCUUUGGGAGGGGGCAAACACAAGCAGCUUGGCAAAAGGAAGGCGGAGAAGCAAGCAAGCCCAGGUUCUGUGUGUCUGCGUGUGUGUGUUUUUCGUCCAGAGGUCCCUGUAGCUCAUGAAAUAUGCAUGAGUACGGCGACGUCUGACGUAGGAGGCGUGUUACUGGGAGAGUCACAGCUAGGGGAGGCGGGGGAACGCUAGGCACGUUAAGACACGCAAAAAAGAAAGGGGGAGGGAGUUAGCGUUUAGGGGGACGAGCGGAAUACGUUGCCUUUACGCAAUAACAGGCAAAGGCACAUGCCUAUAGUAGCAGCAGACGAGCAGAGAUUGUUAAACUCGGCCAGAAACUGCAAGUUUUUGCUUCUCCCAAAUUGAAGAAGGAAGGAAGAGCGUCAGCUGCGUGUGGCUGGUCUAUGGACGUGCUUUUGUUGACAUGCCGGAGGAGGAGAAGAGAGCACUGGGAAUGCAGUAAGAAGAAAACUUCAUAAUGUUUUACACGAACUUUUAAACAUUCUGUCCAUGCCUCUUGCAGCAGUUGAAAAUAAUGAUAGAAAUGUCGGUGGAAAACAAUACUUCAGUGGAAGGCAACACGGAUUCUGCUACAUCACUACACCAAUGUACUGGAAAUAGUCCCAGCCAUGUCCCAUUACCUGUGGAGUCCAUAUCUGGAGAACUUCUGGACGAUGCCAAUGUUGUUUUGACAGCUCGGUGCAUUAAUAAUAGCAAUUCUAUUGAGAAUAAGAUUGAGCAUGCUGAAGCUGAAAACACCAUGGGACAGCUUUACAGGCCCAAGAAUGGACUGCAGCAACAGCAGAAAUCAAAUAAAAGGCGCAACAGUGUCAACAUUGGCUUCAAGCAUCCUGGAUUCAAACGUCGCCGACGAGCCAACUCCGAAUGUGACCCAGUUUUGCCCACUAACUUUUUGUUGGGAGGUAACAUUUUUGACCCCCUGAAUCUUAAUAGCCUUUUAGAUGAAGAGGUCAACCGGGCCCUAAAUGCAGAGACCCCGAAGUCCUCCCCACUGCCUUCGAAAAACAGAGAUCCAGUGGAAAUUUUAAUUCCCAAGGACAUUACAGAUCCUUUGAAUUUGAACUGUGGUGGUGGUGAUGAUGGUAUCUUGGUGUCACCAGUGAAGGCCGGAGGAGGGGGCAGGAAAAGGCAUAGGCAUCGGCACCAUGGGAAUCCUCCACAUCAGCUGCCAGGUUCUGUUACCAAUAAUGUUCCACCAAUAGCUACAUCAACGCAGGAAUCUAUUUUGGCUCUGGACAGUCAUUCAUUGGAUGUGCCAGUUGGUGAAAAAUCUUCAUCAGAUGCUGCUUGUCCGAUAUUGAACCCUCCAUACCUGAAAGAGGAAAGCAUGAUUGGUAGUGCAGUGGACCUAGCUGGGGAGACGCCACCAUCAUUUGAGGGGCCACAGCCGUAUGAACUGAAUACAUCUAUUAAUUGCAGGGAUGAAAUUGUGCCACCCAUUCUUCCUUUGUCAAGUGUCACUGAACAAAAACCAUCAUCAAAUUUAAAUUCUUCUCUCGCAUCUGUCCCUGGUGGUUCUGUAACGUGUGCCAGUGUUAGGCAUCGCAAGCGGCGCAGAACUUCCAGCAAAUCUGAGUCAGUGCCACCAAUUGGGGGGAGUAGCAAAUCAAAACAAGCAAUAACUGACAAGAAGGGAACCCCAGAAAAAAGCAAGCCACAGCAAGGCAGCAAGCAGUAUGGCUCACAGCCUUUAUUCAGAGACAAGCAGCGCAAGUUUCAGUAUGGCAACUACAACAAAUACUACGGCUACAGAAACCCUGGCUGGUGCGAGGAUCCCAGAGUUCGAGUGCUGAAGCCUGAGUGGUUCCACAAUAAGUCUGUUCUAGAUCUGGGCUGUAACACAGGCCACAUGACGCUCUACCUUGCCAAAAACUGCAAGCCUUGUAAAAUUGUAGGAAUUGACAUUGAUGGUGGAUUAAUCCAUUCUGCUUGGCAGAAUGUUCGUCAUUACUUAUCAGAGGUUGUGCAGCCAUCUUCAGCAAAGAAAGGAGAAGACCAUGAAGGGAUGCCCAAAAAGCAGUUUCCAGCAUCCCUCACUAUUUGCAGGGGCCCAAUAGCAGCACCGCCUAUUGGCCAGCUAUCAAGUUCCAGCAGAGAGUUCCCCAACAACGUAUCAUUCUUGCGGGCAAAUUAUGUACUCCCGAAUGAUGACUUGCUGCAAACUCAAAGGCCAGAAUAUGAUGUUAUAUUGUGUCUGAGUAUGACAAAGUGGGUUCACUUGAACUGGGGAGAUGAUGGCCUCAAGAGGCUAUUCAGGCGAAUCUAUUUACAUCUAAAUCCUGGAGGCAUCUUUAUUUUGGAACCACAGCUCUGGUCAUCAUAUGGCAAGAGGAAGAAUCUCACUGAGAAUAUCAACAAAAACUAUUACAACAUACAUUUCAAGCCAGACCAGUUCACAGCUUAUUUGAUAUCUCCAGAAGUUGGCUUCUCCAGUUAUGAGUUGAUUGGGACACCACAGAGCUCAUCCAAAGGAUUUCAGCGACCAAUUUACUUGUUUCACAAAGGUCAUCCAUCUACUGAGAAAUAAGACUUUGUUUUAAUGGCAGUGAUUAUUUUUUUUAUUAUAGAUAUAUAUUUUUAAAGUAGAUAAAAAGAAUGGGAUAAAAGUUUGGAAACCAGAAUUUUCAGACUGAACACACCUUAACUGUCCGCCUUGUUUAGAUCAUUUAAUUCUACUGAACAUUUUGAGUCUUUCCCAGCAAUGGCAUUCAUUACAAUCAAGCGAAUAAAACAAAAAGCGAGAACUUUAGAAAAUGGCUACAGUUCCAUUUUCCAUGUCUGGAAGGCAUUUGCAAGGUUCAGCAUUUAUCCAUAAAAAAAAACUUGGGAAAGGAAGGGGGCCCAUAAUGUGGUGGAUGUUUUGCCCAUGUCUGUUUGACAGCAGAGUACUGGAAUAUAAAAUUGUCACUCAGGAUUCCAAGGCAGCAGGACAUGUUCGUCUAGCAACACCCCGCCUAGAGAUGGAGAAUUCAGCUAAUUGUGUCACACUUUCUCUUGCUGAUCCUGGUUGUGAAUGAUUUUGAAGGGCUGUAAAACUUAAAGGAGCAGCUCCAAAUGGCAUCCUCUCCUAAUUUUGUACUCCAUACUUCACGUUUUACUCAAGCUCCGACUGGCAGUGUACUUUAACUUGGUUCACUUUAAACUACCGUUUUUCUUCAUUUAAUUUUUUUUUAAAGAAG
Molecule: messenger RNA, 3541 nt
Organism: Polypterus senegalus (gray bichir)
Lineage: Eukaryota; Metazoa; Chordata; Cladistia; Polypteriformes; Polypteridae
Gene: mepceb
Product: methylphosphate capping enzyme b
Exons: 4
Coding region: 877-2889 (670 amino acids)
Biological process (GO): snRNA modification
Molecular function (GO): snRNA binding; RNA methyltransferase activity; O-methyltransferase activity
Source: RefSeq, a predicted model, not a curated record